UCAAGCGGUUCGAUGGCAACUUUGGAGGGAGCUUAGCGCAGGGGGCCAGUAGUGAAGUCAGUGGUAGGCAUUUUGGAAAUCUCCAACACGUUUGAUCAUUUCCAUUCCGAACUCGACGCGCAACGGAAGCAUUUCGCCAAGACGGCUUGCGCCAAACGCCAUCGAUCGACCCGCGAGGCUUCGUCCGAGUGAAAUACGACUACGCGCGAUCGACGGACAGAACGCAGGAAAAGAGGGAUAAUGCGCCGUAUUUGAUCCCGUGGGGCUUAAGCGUGAUCCGGUUCAAACGAUCCAUAAUUUUGAUCCGUAACGGAAUUGUUCCGACCCACGUAAAGCAGUGUCUGUCAGAAGGUGGCAAAAAGUGAAUAAUUGCCGCGCAGCUAUCGAGAACAUGCGCAAACGGACGCCAAUCUACCGAGCGCAAAGUCCAGAGUGAUUAUGUUUAAGUGGUGAUCGAGGAAUUGUUUUCCUAUUUUGAGAAAGAAAAACAGAGCAACGUUCCUCAUUAGUGGAAGCGAUUAUUAUCAACAAGUGUUCACCCGGUUGUGUUGUUGCCGCCUUAGGAAUCGAAUCCAAAAUACAGAUAAUUAUGAAAUUCCCAAACGCACCGAUCCCGUUGAUCCGGUGGGGAUUGCUACUGGAACUGGUGCUGCUGCUAGUGUUCAUCAGUCAUACGGCGGAAGCGGAAUCUUGCCCGGAAAUAAGUCGUCCUCACGCAACCCGCUGCGAUCAGUACUUUCGCUGCGUGCUGUUGCCCUCGAAGACCCACGUCUGGGUGCCGACCCAGUGCGACAAAGGGCUAAUCUAUGAACCACAGCUUAAGACCUGUGUUUUGCCUGGUGACGAUUGGGAGUGCGAUCUGUCGACCGAAGUCGGUAGCGAAAGUGGCGAAAACGUCUACGGUAUCAACAAUCUGCCAGCGGCAAUCUAUACCGGACCAACAUCAAAUCCAAUAAAAGCCACAUCAGCACUGGAUGAUGAGGAUCAACCGGAAAUAGCAACCGAUCGCCAGGCACCAAGCGUCGUUCGAGGCGGACCCAGUGAGAGUUAUUAUCUAGUGUUGGAACGCGAUGGAAACAACCGAACGAUGACGACUUCGACAGCGACGACAUACCAAGACGAAGACGCCGAAUACAGUGGAGACGGACAAAUCGCGGUGGAUGCAGAGCUCACCACUGUUACCAAUUCCGAUCGCUUCACUGGCAAACAAGUUAUUUCCGCUAAAUCUGACGACAGUGCGGAGCUGUCGAGGACUGAGCUAGAUGCAUUUCUUGCUGAUUAUACUUUGAAAUCGAUAAGUGGGGAGAUUACAACCCCAAUUGCACAGACGACGUUGAAGCAUCCACUACCAGCGGAUGGUAAAAUUCAUCCGGACCAUCUUAAGACAAUUUUGAACCAACAGAAGAAGUUGAACAACUAUGCGACUCGCGUGAAACAGAAAGAAGACCCUACAGGUGGUGUUGGAGAUAAGUCACCCUUUGAAAAUCAACCAGUUUUCACGAGUCGACCGGAAGGAUCGGUUCUGUUCAAUGUACCCCCAAGACUGCCUCAACAGCAAGAAUCGAAUACCAAAGCACCGUUGAUGUCGGAGGACGUCAUUCGAAGUAUAAUUGAGAUUUCAAAACAAAUGAUGACCAACCAAAGGCCUCCGCUGCAAGAAAUGUAUGUUAAGCCGAUCUUCGUACCGAUAUCAUUCGCAUCACCAACUCAAGACUACUCAAGGAUACCGACUAGAACAAACCAGUACAUGCUCCAGCAGGUGUUUCCAUCGCUUUCCAACAUGACCAGUCAAUUUAGUUCCAAACCGAUUGGUCUUACGAUAACAAACCCUUACACCUUAGGUCAAGCCACGAUUUACGACAAUACGCGCGACCAGAUGAUGAACGAUGCGCAAUACUACGGCUACCAAACGACGCUCGUUGAUUCGUACGGCAAUCGCUAUCCGACGAAGUCCGUAGUUCCGAAUAUAUCGCCAAUGUAUUCCUACCCACCUUCGCCUCCGAUGGUCUAUCCGGUGUUCAAUCAAAAUUACCAGUACCAGAACUCCGACUACGAUUCCGACACCAUCAUGAACCGUCUACGCAAUACUGAACCAUACUACAAUGACGAUUCAUCGUCAAACGAGGAGAAUGCGCUCUCAAGCGAAGAUGACGAGGAUUCUUCGGAAGCAAACGAAUCGGAAAGCAUCCCUUCGAGGGAAACUACUAGCAACACUAAGAACAGUGAGGAAGAUUACGACAAUAUGGAGAUGAAGAAGGUCUUCUCCGUCGGAGAUGCUACACUCAACUACAAAGACUACAAAGAUAGCAUCCUUCCUCUGCUGGAUGCCAACCCCCAAGACGUUCGCAUCUCUGUACUCACUUGUACGUUGGGAUCUCGGCAACCGAAUAAAACUGAUUGCACGAAAUACUACGUCUGCAAUCCUCACAAUGGAGCGUUCCAAUCAUUCACGUGCCCAUCCUUCACCGCUUUCAAUCCCGAAUCGCGUCUAUGUGACUCGAUGACUUAUAAAUCCUGUCAAAACAAUAAAGUGGUCAAUCCAAGCUCCGAAUCCACCGCCCUUCAGAGGCUUGUUCAACUCAAGCAGAAAAACCAACAGAAGGACGAAUCUUCGAAACUCAAAAGCGAACUAAAGACUGCUCAAAAAUACGUGGACCUCAUUAAAAAGGAAGCAUUCAAGAUAUUCAGUAGAACGAAGGACGAAACCGUUUCCAAUCCCAGUACCCUAGUAGCUUUACCCACCAUGAGCAGCAGCAGAAAUCCGAUGAUCGCUGUUCCGAUCAUCCAAAACAUCCCACAAACGAAACAACAGAUUCCUAAACCACCAAAUCGAAAAACCCAUCAAAAGAAGCGACCAGCUCACAACAAAACAUCCAAACCUCAUCAAAUUCGAUCGAAGCUAAGAAUCUCUCCCUCAACCACAACAACGACUACGUCAACUACUCCGGAACCUACAACUCCAACGCCGAAAGCCCCGCGAUGCAAACGCAACGGUAAAAUGCCGGAUCCGGCCGUCAAGAAUAACUACUACGUCUGCUACCAGUCCAGCCCGAAGAAGUUCAUCAAAACCCGGAUGGCCUGUCCGGCGAAGCUGGUCUACUGUAAAGAGUUGGAGCUUUGUAUGUUCGAAAAGGACUGUGCAAAGGCGCCGCCCGCCACCUAGGGAAUGGACCCCAGGACACCAAGAGGAACUGUCGAAGCUCGC
Messenger RNA from Uranotaenia lowii, 3205 nucleotides. RefSeq lists its product as uncharacterized. NCBI's taxonomy places the organism in Eukaryota, Metazoa, Arthropoda, Insecta, Diptera, Culicidae. The transcript is spliced from 2 exons. The coding region runs from base 590 to 3163 and encodes 857 amino acids. Gene Ontology annotation, cellular component: extracellular region. Gene Ontology annotation, molecular function: chitin binding. The record is from RefSeq and is a predicted model, not a curated record.